ACAAACGAACCCGUCACCGAAAGGCACGCAUUGAACGCCUAGACAAAGGCUCAAUCGGUAUCUUUGCGUAUCAUAGCGUACGGCUGUUACGCGUUUCCGUCAUCCGCGAGCGAUUCCUUGGCUCGCUCGGCCUUCGCGGUAACGUUAUCUUUGUUGAGCCUUCUCGCCGCGAUUCGAGUCGAAAGUUGCAGAUACACGACAAAAGCUUUCAAUUCACUGUUCGUUCCCGACGUUCGCUACAUACAUUUACGCAAGACGCAUAUUCCCCGAUCAUCUCGGUUAAACGUAGUCGCUGUCAAUCGCUUAAUCUCGCAAAGCACCAACGAGCAGCAUUCAAUCACAACAUCAGUCAGCUGCAGCUCAAUACCCAAGCGUCACCACGACUCAUCCAAGAUCGCAUAAUCGCAUGUCAUACACGCCGGGCUUGGAGCCGGAUUCUCCACCAUCGCGAGCGAGUCUUGUGCAAUGGUGGAAGCAAUUCAAAACAAAACCCGCAAAGAAGCCGGAGGGUCCGAAAGGCAUCUUCAACGUACCACUUCAGGAAUCAAUCAAGUAUGCGCAUGUCGCCAUCUCACUGACAGACCCUAAUGGCGAGUCGUUCGUGUACGGCUACAUCCCCAUCGUCAUAGCAAAAUGCGGCGUCUUUCUCAAAUCCCAAGGUCUCGACACAGAAGGAGUCUUCCGAAUCUCAGGUAGCGCAAAACGCAUCAAGGAACUCCAACUAAUCUUCGACUCGCCGCCGAAAUACGGAAAGAACAUGGAUUGGAGGGGAUACACCGUGCACGACGCCGCGAACGUUCUUCGAAGAUACCUCAACCAACUACCAGAACCAAUUGUCCCCCACGACUUUUACGAACAAUUCCGCUCACCGAUCGUGGAGGAACCCUACAACGAAACCCACGCAAUCGAAGCCUACCAAUACCUCAUCUGCCUCCUCCCCUCCCUAAACCGACAACUCCUCCUCUACAUCCUCGACCUCCUCGCCGUCUUCGCCUCAAAAGCAAACGAAAACCUAAUGACAGCAGAAAACCUCGCAGCAAUCUUCCAACCCGGGAUCAUCUCCCACCCAAACCACGACAUGAGUCCAGACGAGUAUCGGAUUUGUCAGAAAGUGUUGAUAUUCUUGAUUGAGCACCAGGAUCACUUCUUAUUGGGGAUGGGACCUACGGGGAUGCAUCAACAACCACCGACACCGCCUGGCGAGACACGCGGGGCACGGAGACAGACUGCGUUGGGCAUGGGUAUGCCACCACAGAAAGCCGCUGACCUCCGCCGCUCACGGACGAUCACGCCAACUAACUCCGUAGCGAACGCGGCAGCAGUACGCCGAAAUGCGAGUAUCACCUCUUCACGAGUUGGUUCACCCUCUGGCCAUGGGAGUUCAGUCGCGAACGUGAGUCGGAGUAAUACGUUACCGAGUAAGAGACGGAUGGUACCGGGUACUGCUGCUGGCGGGGCAGUGAUGACGCCGACGAGGGAGGGGAAGACGGGGAGUCCUAGUAUUCACGGGUCGCCGUCGCCGUUGGGGCCGGGGACGCCGGUGGAUAAGUCGCCGAGGCCGUCUGGGCAAGUGGAGCGAGAAGAUGUGGAUGAGCCUGGUGUGGGUGUGGAGGCGGUACAGGUGCAGGUGCAGGUGCAGACACCACCUCAGCAACAGCAGGGAUUUGCGAGACCGUUGGUUAACCCUUUGCAUCACGAGGCUGCGGCUACAGCGCUUGAGCGCGGAAUGCAGACCGGUGAGGUGGUAUCAGAGUGUGUACCACCAUCUACACCAGCCGUUGUACCCGUCGCGAUGGCGCCAGCGCUGAAGAUUACCCGGCCGGGUUUGAUGGCAAGAUCGAGCAGUUACCAAGAAGACCUCCACCCCUCACCACCACGAGACGACAUAACACACGCCGGAUUGGACACCCACCAACACCCACGCGAAGAACUCGCCGACGUCAAAGUCCCCUACACAACCCUCGAAGUCGAAUCAUCCCCUGCACCCUCAGCACCAGUCUCCUCCCCCUCCUCGCCAUCAAAACUGCACAAUUUGGGCCAACGACUGAGUUUUGGGUUGAGACAUAAGAAGAGUGAGGAUAGCCAUACACCGACGUCGUCUGUGACGAGUUUGGGGUCUUCGCAGGUGCCGUGGACGGCAAGUCCUGUACGGGGGGCGUCACCGUUGCAUUACCCGCCUUCACUGACGCCUGGGCAUGUACAAACACAACCAUCGCUGCAGCCGCAGCCGCUACAGCUGACGACGAGUGGGCAGCUGGCGUACCAGCACCAGCCACAGCGGCAUACACGCCUCCACUCCAACUCGCUGAGUUCGACGGAGUUUAGUGCGAGUGCAGCGAGUAGUCGGCGGAGUUCGGUCGUUUCCGUAACAGGUCAGGGAAUGGAAUCUUCUUCGGGGCGGUUACGUGCGCAAACAUCUCUUCCUGGGCUCCAACAGCAGGGGCAGGGUCGGCCGGGCAUAGGACAGCGUGUACCCUCUGCCUCAAACCUCCGGCCUGAGGACGCAAUAGGCAUGUCCAUCCCGCAUUCAGGAUCCGAGGGAAGAGAGGUGCGGAAUAAGGAUAGUCAAGGGAGUUUGGGGAUGAUGAGUACGAGUCCUGCGGGGAAACUUGGACAGUGGUUUAGGAAGAAGAGGAGUGAGAGGGGGAGUAUUAGUAGUGUGAGUCAGAGUGGGGUUGGGGAGGGGGGUGAGGAGGGCGGUCGAUGAUGAGGGGGAGACAUAAUGACAUUGCAAAGAAAGUGUGCGGCUUUGGAAGUGAGAAAUUGAUGGGAAUAUGGGUGAUUGGUUGAUUGAUUUGAAUUGAUUGAGAGGCUGCGUAAAGCCUAUUCGUGUUGACGUCGCGUCUCGUUGCGCGUUAUUUAUUUUACUUUCUUUUUUUGUUGCGGGUGUUAUUGUGAGCGUUUGUCUCGUUUUGCAAUUGUUUGGAUUU
Messenger RNA from Saitoella complicata NRRL Y-17804, 2930 nucleotides. RefSeq names its product RhoGAP-domain-containing protein. Gene Ontology annotation, cellular component: cell cortex. The coding region runs from base 407 to 2707 and encodes 766 amino acids. The transcript is spliced from 2 exons. The record is from RefSeq and is a predicted model, not a curated record. Gene Ontology annotation, biological process: signal transduction; regulation of fungal-type cell wall organization; activation of GTPase activity. Lineage: Eukaryota; Fungi; Ascomycota; Saitoellomycetes; Saitoellales; Saitoellaceae. Gene Ontology annotation, molecular function: GTPase activator activity.